Molecule: messenger RNA, 3759 nt
Organism: Drepanopeziza brunnea f. sp. 'multigermtubi' MB_m1
Lineage: Eukaryota; Fungi; Ascomycota; Leotiomycetes; Helotiales; Drepanopezizaceae
Biological process (GO): regulation of transcription by RNA polymerase II
Cellular component (GO): Rpd3S complex
Source: RefSeq, a predicted model, not a curated record
AUGUCGGCCUCAAAGAGAGGCUCCCGCUCCCGCAUCUCGAGUCCAUGUGCGCCAGUGCAAUCCGUUGAGAGUGGGGAAUCUGCCGCCGGCAAACCAAAGACGAUGUUGCAGAACUGGGUGGCCGGGGCCGCGAACUCGAAGAUCACCGUGGGAGAGGCUCCUGCAGCUCCCAAGAGCUCAUGGAGCGAGCCAGCGCCAGCGCCUGCGAGAGCUUCAUAUGUUGAAGCUGGAAUAAUUAGGCACUCGAUUGUCUCGAACAUGAUGCCACUCGGGGUCGGGCCGCCGGCAAAGGUCCUCAAGGCGUUGGCAAAGGGUGAAAGUGAACGGUCCAGAAGUUUGGUCAACUCCCUGGUCUCGACACCCGAUCCUGCCCAAGAAACUGCGACACCAGAAGAAGUCUCGGAGGAUGCACCGGCAGAGUCAGUCGACUCGGUAGAGCCAGUAGGGGAGGAGCCGGUAUCAUCGGCAGAAAUCGCAGAGCCGGUGGCGUCAAUUGAGGUAGCCGAAGUUGAACUCCCACCACAGACAUCCCUCCCAUCGAACAAUUCAAGGAAUGUCGGCGACGGUAUUGAACCUAUUUCGACGACUCCUCAACAUUCUACAAGUGUGCAAAAGAGUCUCUCGGUGUCGCAGCCAAGUGUUAGCCCUCAGAGUGCCGCCGGUCAGUCGGUUCUCGCGCUACGAUCGCCAAUUAUUGGACCUCAGGAGGAGCGCCUUGAAAAACCCAGCCGUAGGUACCCACGAUAUCUCUCUGAGACGCCAGAACCACCGCUUGGCCCUGACGGUCUUGCUGUAAUUAAUCUGCCUUUCACAGACGGUGUCGUCGAGGCGGCCGUUCAGGAGGCUCUGGACUGUGACGACUGGCCCACUGCCUACGCUUUACGCCUUUUGUGGGAUGAACAUCGUACAGAUCCUGAUAUGGUGAGAAUGUUUGACGCUGUUUACAAUGGAUGGCACAACAAGGAGCAGAUGAAGAAAUUCCAAAAGGUGGUACGGCGGAAGAAGAGGGAGGGAAAGAAAGGUGGUCGUGCUGAUGAGUAUUUCAAUGGUGACGGCUCCGAAUCAAAACCAACACCAAAGUCUACCAUCUACAACGCCAUCAACCUCGUCAACCCCCCAGCUCCUGUUUACCAAACACCCUACAUACGAAAAAGCCGGGAGCCGAGCGAAGCCGCCCCAGCAAGAAGUUCAUCACUCGCCCAUAGUCUCUCAUCCACACCCGCAAAUCUCUCGCCUGCACCUCCCGCCAUGUCCGUCGUCGCCUCUCCUAAAAAUAGAGACGAGCAUGUUAGCAAGAAGCAACGAAGCAACAGCUUCCAGCCUGCAAGCGCCGAGUUGAACGGCUUUGCAGCUAGGAGUGGCGCAGAUGACGUGACUAUGAGCGAGAAGGGCGAGGAGCGCCAGAAGCCAGAAGGCGGUGCCCGUCCCAUCCUCGAGAACGGUGUCGCUCGUGAUCCAAAGACCUUGUCUCGCGCGCAACGAUCACGUUCCAACUCGAGCAGCUCUUCUUUGUCUUCGGUCAACGAAGAGCUUAUACUGAACUCAACAAUCAUUUCGCCACCGCGUCCCGUCCCUCCGCCCGGCCCGAUGUUGCCUCUUGCACCUCAUAGCCUGGGAAUGGCCCGAUUCGGUGUAUUCGCUCAACUCUUCCAGCAGCCAAAGCAGAGGGUAAGCCCAUAUGCAAGCACCACCAGCUUUCAAGAGGCAGCGCUGGAAGCAGAUGCACAGGCCCGCAACGCCACACGACUAACCCCGGCGCCAGCCAAGGGCCCUAAGACUUUCACUUUCUCCACGGGCAAAGCAUCCCCUGCCCCUGCCCCUGCACCAUCUGUUUCUGCUUCUGCCCGUCCUCGCUCCGCCGACUCUCAAGCCUCGACAGUCGCUCCCAAAGAACCUGCCGAUCCGCAACCAAUUAUGGCUCCAGUCGUGGUUGUGAACAACCCAUCAUCAUCAACAUCAUCGUCCAAGAAACCCUCUAAGACAACCAAAAAGCUACCAGCUACCUUCAAGAUCAAGAAUGCAAAGAAGUCCAUCUGCCCAGAGGAAGAGGACGAUGUCUCCAAUUGCAUGAAGCGGAAAGCGAAGGAAAUCACCGGAGAGACCUCGACAGCUGAGAGCUUCGAGCGCCACCAGGUAGAGGUUGUUGCAGGUGAUGAGAUGGAAUGGGUUUCGGACGGCGGCGAUUCCACUGCUGUCAGGGCGGCGAAGAAGUUAAAGAAAGCCCCAAAAGUGCGCCUCCUGCAUAACAGCAGAGAAACCCGGCAGAACUCGCGAUAUGUCUCUGAAGAAGGCAGCUCCCCGACUGAACUCGCGUUCAAACCCCCUUUCCCUCCAGGAGGAUCGGGUCCUUCGUCGCGCGCUGGUACCCCGAACCCCGCCACCCGCCAGUCGAAGAAGCCCAAGAUAGGCACAGGUCUGCGUGUCAAGAUAUCGCCAGUUAAGAAGAACAAAGGCACUCUGGCCGGUAUCCCCAAGGAUUUGCGCAGCCCGACCGGUAAUGGUGGCACUGUUGCUCAGGACGGCGAAAACGACGAAUUCUGCUCGGCAUGCGGAGGGUGCGGCGGCCUGGUCUGCUGCGAUGGUUGCACUCGAUCAUUCCACUCCAAUUGUAUCGAUCCUCCGCUGUCUGAUGACGCUGUGGAUAAAUCACCAGAUUGGUUCUGCAACGCCUGUGAAUACAAGAAACACGGUCCGUACGAGGAGGUUGGUGGGAUCUGGGGACCCCUGAUCGCCGAUUUCGCGGAUACAAACCCGAGAUCGUUCCAUCUUCCACAGUCAAUUCGCGAGUAUUUCGUCGAUGUCAAGACUGGCCCCGCGGGAGAAUAUGAGGAGAUUAUCCCCCCCAAGCCAAAGAACACGAAAGCUGGCUGGGAGGAAGCUCCUGAUUACUACAGAAAGAAGGAUAAGAACGGCAAGAUCAUCCUCUGCCAUCAAUGUAAUGGUGAGGCAUCUCCUCCAGACCGCAUGAUUGUCCCUUGCACGUACUGUCAUCUUACCUGGCACUUGGACUGUCUCCCAAUCCCCCUUGCAAAGGAGCCCGGUCAUGGUAGACAAUGGCGAUGCCCAGCCCACAUUGAUGAUCUCCUGGUACUCAUCCCGGAGAUCAUGGCGCCGGCACACCGUUUCCGCAAGAUCAAGGGCGCUCCGGUCAUCAAGCCGGCUUUCCCUCGCGGAAAUAAGAACAGUGGUCACAUUGAGAUCGAGAAUGAUCCGAGCGAGGAUGAGGCAGUGGAAGGAUUCUACGAUGUAAAAGAGUUUGGUCGUGUGUAUAAACUCCCAGAGAAGAGCAUCAAGCUGGACUUCAUCACAAGGGUCAAGCAAACGCGCGGCGCGAGCCUGCAAUCGCUGCGAUCUCCCCGCUCCAAACCUGCCAAAGCGUCGCACCAGCCUCUUCAAUCCGCACCUGGCUUCGAGCCAGCCUGGAACCAGCGUACGAUAGAGGAGCAACAGACCGCACUUAACCUCCUAUCAAUCCACAGUCAAAGCCACGACGCCGCCCGAGGCGACGACACGCAGCUCUUGAUCAACACUCUAUUGGCCGAAGCUCCACCCGCCGUUAUAUCCCUGAUGGCCCAAGGCACCACGGACGGACUUGCUGCGCGCAAGCUCGAGAAGAAGCAGAAGACGAGCAUUACGGCCAUGUUCGAGUUCUUGAAGCAAAUGCUCGAUGACGCCGUGAGCACCGACGAAGAGGAGCCACCUGCCAAGGCGAAAGCGACGGUUACUGUUCAGGACCAGGAGACUGAGAUGGAACUCUGA